GUCUGCUGUUCUGGAGGAUGGUGAGGCUCUGUUUGCUGAUAUGGCACUAUGCCUGGAGAAAACCAAGGCGGAGGCCCGAGCAAGGCUGGAAGCGAAAGAGCGCGCAAUCGUGGCGAGAGCUGAAAGUGACAUAGAGCUGAUGGAGAAGGACCUGGAGGAGCUGAGGAGGCGAGACGAGGAGAUCAGCCAGCUGCUGCAGUCUGAGGAUAAUGCUCAUUUCUUACAGGCCACCCAGCUGCUCUGCAUGCCUUUCGCCACUGGUCGGCACUCCGGCACCCUUAGCCUGCCCACGGAGGCCUUCAGUGGUGCCAGGAGAGCACUGGGCCACCUCCGUAGCCACAUAGAGGAGGUCUGCAGGGAGGAGGUCGACAAGAUCACCCCCGCAGUUAAUGAUAACUACAAAUCUGGUGGAGAGCAUGUAAAAAGUGGUCGAAUUCACAGUGCGGUGAACUCCAAACCUCAGCAAGUGCAACUGUCUACAGGGCAACAUGCAACCAGGGCAGCACCAGUGUCGUUCCCGCUGUCGUCUCUGUCUCUGCAGGCGCCUGAUCAGAGGAUGAGGGCAGCUUUCCUCAGGUUUUCGUGCCAUCUGACCUUUGACCCCGAGACAGCUCAUCCUACCUUGGUUCUCCUGGAGGGGCCCCAGGGUGCUCAUUGUGGCGAGGAGCCACAGCCCUACCAGCCUCAUCCACAGCGCUUUGACUCAGUGGCGCAAGUCCUGUGCAGGGAGGGCCAGUUUGGUGGUGCCAGCUACUGGGAGGUUGAGUGGAGAGGAGGUGGGUGGAUUGACAUAGGCGUCACCUACCGUGGGAUCGGGCGCAAAGGUGGCGGGAAGCCCUGCCUGCUUGGGCGCAACGAGCACUCUUGGCGGCUGAGGUGUAGUCAUGCUGGAUAUGCUGCAUGGCACGAUAACCGCAAGACCACGGUCGCUGCACCGCCCUCCCCCAGGAUCGGCGUGUUUCUGGAGCGCCAGAAAGGAGCUUUGUCCUUUUACAGCAUCUCGGACUCCAUGGUGCUCCUGCACACUUUCCAUUGUUCGUUCUCUCAGCCGCUAUACCCCGCCUUCCGUUUGGAUCUGGACUCAACUCUUGUCAUCUGCCCUCAUGAGGGAAGCUAACUAUGCCCCCAUGUUUUUCCAGGACGUCUCAUUUAUCUUCUGGAGGAAAGGGCUGUUCGCUCUGCCAAUCGAUAUGAGUGAGUGGUGAGGAAAUGGCACUUUUCUGUGUAAUUCUCUUUGACUGUAAUAUUCUCUUUGAUAACUGCCGGGUUGAGUGGCAGAAUUGCAUAAUUUUUUUAACAGCAUGCAUGUUUUUUACAGUGUACUUUAUUACAUAAAAGCCCAUGUGUCAUCAUUUAAACCAGAUACACACAGGUUAAUAAAUAUACACAUAUACAUAUAUAUAAACUGAUGCUUUCAGCAAAUUGAAAAUAUACCCUCAAGUUGGAUUUUAUGCUAGCUUUAAAAGACUGCAAAAGUUGUGUAGUGCUGAAAAUCACUUGGUUCCCACAGCUAAUUAACUAACUGGUAACAGGCCAUAGACCAGGGGUUCAUCACAUUGUGAAAGACUGUUUGAGCAAAUAUUUAAACAAGAAAACAGUUUCUCAGAAAUGGGAAAGAAUUUCUGGUCCAUAAUAAGCCAUUAUCAUGGGUGAUUUCCACAUCUGUGAAAGCACCAUUAUUGUUGGCUGAUACAUGCAAGUUUGGGGGCAACACCUGCUUUCAAAGCCAGUAUUUUCAGGGAGGUCUGUGCUUAUUUAAAGGUACAGUAAGUGGGUUUUUAAUGUUAUUUAUUAGAAAAAUAGUGUACUCAAAAAUAUACAUAGAUCAGUCAGUAAUUAUGCCACCUAACGAAUUGAUGCAUUCUUAUAAACUUUAAAUGAAUCCAUUAAAAAUACAUAGGAGGAUGCGUCGGUUUGUGGAAGGCACCAUGUUGCCCACCAUCUACAGUACAGUAGCUGAGUUGGACAUCACCGUUCCACCUAAUUGUGUUUCAUGUACAUGACUAUAGACCGGCCAAAUACAUAAUACACCUUACAACUUUGUAUUUUACAGUUCCUUCAAACUAUAUCUGACUAUUUAACAUUUGAACAUGUACAUUUUUAUCAUUUUGUCUUUUUCUUUACCUCUCCUCACUCAUUUCUAGCUUAUCCUGUUCCUUCUUACCUUAACCUCAUCUCCUGAACUGAAGUUAGGGUUCUAAAUUAGAACUUCUAAUGUGCAUAAUCAUGCUAAUUUACGAUAUUGUCACAAUUACUUAUUGUUACCAACAAGCCAGCUAAACAACAACUGCCAUUUACAAGUUAACAUUAGGCCAGCUAAUGUUAGAAAAGUGUUUGUCACUUUCCCUGUGAUAAACACUUUGUUUCAGAGUAUCCCAUUGUAUCAGAGUUUACUUGCUAGGUGUCAAAGUCCAACAUAAUGCCAGCUAACAGCACCUAACAACGGUAAAAACAGCGGUGCUUAUCAGCAGCUCACUGAGGUUCGCUUCACUGACUUAUCGGCUCGAAUCGUAGUCCUUUCACUAAAUUUUACAGCAUCUACCAGAGCAAACAGCAUAUUGAUAGCUAAAUGUCGAACGGCUGUGGUCAGAGGUGAUUCGUGUGUCAAAAAAAGUACUGCAAAACUGCAAAACACAUAUUCAUUGUUUAAUUCCCGAUUUAUUGCUAAGUGAAAAGUGUUUGUCCACCAGCAGGCACCGUAGCUGGAAUUAUUACACUUGAAUUGAGAUGAUAAGUAAUCAGAGCUCAGUUGACUGCAAUUUACUGACAUCUGGUGGUGAGAUUUUACACACUCUACCUUUAAAUAAGACACUGCCAGACCACAUGAGCACUGUUGAACAUGAGAGAAUAUUUGAUUAUAGAGCAACAGGUCUGGAAAACCGUGAUAAAUAUUCCUCAGUCUUGACUUUGUGUUGCUGGCAUCAAAUUUAAAAGGACUAUUUUUUUUUUACAUUUUCUUUUUAC
Molecule: messenger RNA, 2964 nt
Organism: Pundamilia nyererei
Lineage: Eukaryota; Metazoa; Chordata; Actinopteri; Cichliformes; Cichlidae
Product: E3 ubiquitin/ISG15 ligase TRIM25-like
Exons: 7
Coding region: 41-1117 (358 amino acids)
Molecular function (GO): protein binding
Source: RefSeq, a predicted model, not a curated record